AUGGUGUCAAGGACGGAGCUUGAAGAGUUCAGUCGGUACAUUCAGUGCUCGCUGCUCAGCUUGGUGCGUGGGGCUUCGACCGAAGCCCGCAAGGACGUCGAUAGUGCUAGAGCUGACUUCCUUGACGCCUUGCAAUCCUUCAGGGACGAGACUCUUGAAGCAUUGACAGCUCUGCACGAGCGCGCCGACCUCUUGCUUGAGAAUCAGUUUAGGCUGCAGACCCAGUUCCUGAUUUUGCAACAGCGCAUCACUCGGCUUGAAGGAACGCCGGAGUGCACUGACGGUGCCGUCGCACCUGCCCGUGCGAAGGCUGCAAAUGAUCAAGGGGGGGUUGGUGAGUUUACUUUCCCGCCUUCGCCGCCUCUAGGGGUCAACGGCCUUGCAGGCGAUGUGCCCUUGCCUCAGGUUUUCCCAGGCUGUGGCGAAUCAUCUGCAGGCAGCUUCAGUCGUGUCAGCUUUGGCAGUGAGUGUGUUGAGAACGACCUGCACCUCCCUCCGCUUGAGUUACCAGAAGACUGGGAAGACGAUGCACCCGAAACUGCCACAGCUCGGACGCCUAUGGACUUGGAGUCUGUGGAGCGGUCAAACAGGGAAGUGGCAAGUCUGAUGCGAGACAUUUUCGGAAGCGACGAUUCUCAUGUCGAGAAUGUGGAAUCGAGGACAGCUUCGGCCUCGGCUGCGCCCUGUGAGCAGGCGGCUUCUUCGAUCCCCGAUCUUGACCAGGCUAUGUCGAUUGCACAUGCAGAUGCCUCUGCAGAUAUUAGCUUAGCAGCUUCAGGAGAGUUUGUGUCGACCGCUGGUGUCGUUGAUGAUGCACUGGGUUCCUUUGUAGGAGGGCUCGUCAAGCAAGAUGUUGCUAGAUUCGGCAGACUCGACGAUGGUCUUAAGCUUCCGUGGGAGAGUGAGUUCUCCAAGCUGCUUUUCGACCCAGAUUGCGUGUGGGACCCGUUGCAAGGCCGAAAGCAGGAUUCGAUCUUUCCGCCCAUCACGCAUAAUGCCCAGGCUGCCCAUCGACCUUCAGCAGGACCCAAGGAGGCUCCUUCAGGUUCGAUUUUCGCUUGGGCCAUUGCGUUGGGUGCUGCAGCUCGCGAUCCCGCCGCAGAGCGAGAGCGAAAGAGGGAGCAAGGGAUCGGAAUGUGGAGUAGGCUUGUGCUGAGGUAUUCCGAGUGCUGCUCCCUUUAUGAGUGUGUCUCUCAAGGAUUGAGUGGCAGAGAAGCGGGCUAUGAGGAUGUUUUGGUGGCUGUUUCGGCCGCUGUGGGAGUGAAGUCACCGCACACCAUUCACAAGCGUGCCGCAUCCUUUUGGACCUCUGUUCGGUGGUUGGAUGUCCACGAGCCCUUGGCCCCAAGCAGGCUGCAUGAGGUGCAGGUGUGGAAUUUUGUGCAGUUCCUCAAGGAAACUUCUGCGCCGGCCUCCAAGGCCGCUUCGGUCCUGAGUGCUUUCAGGUUCGCUCACUUCGUGCUGGGGUUCCGGUUGUCGGGAAUCGUUGAUUCCAGGAGGAUUGCUGGAGCCACAGAACAACAGCUUGUCAAUGUUCGCAAGCUUCGCCAGGCGAAAGAUCUUACAGUCUCGCAGGUUCUUGAGCUGCACGCGAGGUUAGAGUUGACUGCCCGCUUGGAGCAGACUACCCACUGCAUGCUAGUGUUCGAAGUCUCCCAGCACAAGGGAGCCAGGAAGGUGCAGCUUAAGACCAAGCUCUUGCCGAUCUUGGUUCCCAUGAUAGGGGUCCAUGGAAAGUGCUGGAUUGAUGAAGCCUUGACCGCUUUUCGGAACGCGGGGAGAAGCCUGACUUCGGUUCGGGGUCCGCUGACCUUAGCACCUGCCGACGAGUCAGGGGUCGUCUCCUCGAGGAGGUCCAUCGCUUCAGCUGAAGUGGGCAAGAUGUUGAGAGCCUUCUUGGGUUUGCCUGAGGAGGUCACCGAUCCUUCGGCCCCCAGGGUCACUGCAUAUUCGCUGCGAGGCACUUGCUUGGGCUGGGGAGGUAAGUUCGGGUUCGACGAGGACCUGAAAAGCAUCUUGGGAAGGCAUGCUUCCUCAGUCAAGACAACGCAAGCCAUCUACAGCAGAGAGCUGUCGGCGGCGCCGGUGAGGCGGCUUCAGGACAUGAUUAGGGAGGUUGCAUCGGGGAACUUCUUCCCUGAUAACAGUCGCUCGAGUUACUUCCCGAGGCGAGCCGCUAGUGAUGGGGGGUUCCCUCCCAAAGGAGCUGAGAAGCCCAAUCCUGUCAAAGUUGAGGUGGUCAGCAGCGACGAUUCUGAGGCAGGGAACUCUGCUUCUUCAGACAAGGAGUGCAGCGACUCUUCACAGUCAUCGCAGUCCUCCUCCUCGUCAUCAGCGAGCGACGCGGUUCAGCCUGCUGUUCGCAGGUGGAAGCGAGCUAAAGUCGAGGUGCCCGACCAGGUGUGGUAUGUGAACACUUCGAGUGGGGUCUUGCAUCUGCUUGCUAGCCCCGAUGAUGUUCCGAUGCUGCUCGCAUGUGGGCGACCCGUAAGUGGGAACUAUCGUGAAGCGACGAGGGCCGAAGUUAGUCGAGGCAAAGAUCGCGAAAGCCUCAGGGCGCUCGCGGACCAUGGGAUCGAUACUUUGAGCAAGCUGGCUUACUCUUGCGGUCAACCGGGUACGCCUUUGCCUCAAUCUGAGUUUGAUGACUUCAUGUCCACGGUAAUGCCGGCGGCCCUCUUGGGUGAGAAAGGAAGCGUCAAGCGACUUCUUUUCGAGAGUCAGGCACUCUUGCUUAAUGACCUCAGGGAACAGGUGACCCAGCCCGAUAAGUGGUCUACACGUGAUGUCCCGACAGUUGAGCGUCAGAAGAGGAUGGAAGCAGUGCGUGCCAGCAUACCGGGUGUUGUGCUUGAGGGGUCAUUGGAGCCCUCCCACGGGCUCUUGAAUGCAGCUUGUCGAAUGGAGAGAGAGGGGCAGCUUCGCUACAUAGCUCCCGAGCAGUGUGGCACUCGCAUGUAUGAGAUUCAAAAUGUCAAGGCCCAGAGUAAAGUCCUGUCUUUGGAAGAGGGCAAGCUGGCGAUUUCUGAGGAGAAAGGGUUGCCCGAAGUUGCCUGCGGGUCAGCUUUGUUAUUGCAGGAGGCUCUGAAGCGCCGAGGUGUGGCUCUCCAGUUCGCCGGUGUCGCCAGCUACGUGGCGCAUGAACGUUAUGUGCUCAAACUCUUUGGGCAUAUGGGGCGAGAGCCCCCGCCAGGCUAUGCCAGGACCAGUGUGCACCAGCUCCUUACGGCGGACAGGCAGGUUUGGACGCGAAUGAUCGAAAACGAAGUCAGCCCGAAAAGGAGUGCAGAUGGAAGGUACCCUGUUGAUCGGGCUUUGCUCCCCACGCUUGAGACCUUCGACGUCACUGUAGCUCUCCUUCCGCGGAAGUCGGAGGAAAGCAAGAAGAGGGUCGCCACACCACAUAAGCCCGGGGUUGAGAGGGAUCCCAAAAUCGCGAAGCCCCCCAAGGGCAAAGGGAAGGGCAAGAAGGGCACUUGGCAGCCCAGUGUGCCAGAAGCCAUCCGUAAGCUGGGUGGGGUUGCCGAGACUCCCGAUAAGAAGCGCAUUUGUUUCUCCAGGAACCUGCCAUGCGGCUGCACUCAGGAUCCUUGCCCCAAAGGCUUGCGUGUCUGUGCAUUGUGCUUUGCACCUGACCAUGGUCUUCAGGAGUGUCCGAAGAGAAAGAAUGGGGCCGCUGUUACGUCAGUCACAUCGACCUCAGCUGGAGGUCAGGACUCACCGAUGCCAGAUUCCAUUCAGCUUGAUACGCCGGGGACAAUAUCCGUUGAGCCGGUGCACCCAGCUGAGCAAUUUUGUUCACAGCUUCGGGAAGGAAAGCUUGCCGAUGUUUUGCAAUUGAUCACCCUGCUUGAGAGUGAGACCCCAGCGAGGGGUCAAGAGGCACCAAACACUUUCUCCUGGACUUCAGGAGCAUAUGCCAAAGGACCGCUCAAAGGCGUCCGGAAACACACCUCAGUUUUCCCAGCUUGUACGCGCUUGUUGUGUAAGCUUGUGCUGCAAACUUUUCCUGAUGCCGACUUCACUGCUGUUGUGAUUUAUAAGAACCUUCAGACUGCCUUGCAUGUCGAUGUAAACAACGAGUUGGGGUCGCAAAACUACUUGAUUCCGAUCACCGCAUUCCAAGGUGGGGAGGUCUGGCAAAAAGGGCCUGGCAACGACAUCGUGCAGGACGAGCUAGGGUUUAGCCUUUCUGGGUCCUUAGUUCGGGUUGCCGAUGGGCCGUGUACCCUAAACCCCCGAGAAACCCACUGCACCAUGCCUUGGACUGGCGACCGGGUGCUGCUUGUCGCCUUCAAGCCUAAUCACGCUGCAAGCUUGUCUUCAGAGUACCGCCGACGCCUGCUGCAAGCAGGGUUUCCAGAAAGUGCAUUCGAUUCAGCGUCGUGCUCUCAGGGCCGCGACUCUACCUGCCCGCGGGGUGUGGUCCCGGCCCACUUGGAUGAACUGCCUUCUAAGCCCUGCGAUAAUUCUGCUUGCAUCACCGGUGCCGUCCCUGAUCCUGUAACCUGGUGCGAUCCCUUAGUCAUUGAAUUGUUUUCGGGGUCCGGUCGGGUGACUGCCUGUCUUAAACAGUUGGGACUGUCAGCCGUCGGGGUAGAUGCUGACAAGCGCAGGUCCAUCUCAACCUGCCUACAGGCCGAUUUGGCCACGCCCAAAGGACAGGAGCUGUGCAUGGAGUGGCUAUCUUCGCCUAGAUUAGCCGGCCUCUUUGUGACUCCGCCUGCUCACUUGACCGAUGCUACGGGUCAGUUCUUGGCAGCAGCCUUGCUACAUGUCCUCGGCCGAGGGGCUGUCUGCGUUUUGGCCCAGGCGGGCGAUGGGACGUUUUGGAAAUCUGACUGCUGGACCAAGGUCUCCUCCAAUUUUACUUUUGUGUCGUGCCACGAAUGCGCAUAUGAGGGCAACCACUUGAGUACGACCAUUUUCGCUGUCACCGAUCGUUCAUUUUCGAAGCUUGCUAGGUUUUGCCCGGGCAGCCCGGGCAGCCCGUGCAGACAGGAGCGUAUGUCCGAAUGCCCAUUGCAUGGCGCCUACCCCGUGCGUCUGGCCAUGCAGCUGGCUUGCUGUUUUGCUCAGCACUUCGUGCAAAAGGGCUGGCGAUCGCCCCCACAAUCUUUUGAUGCUUUCGAUCCUCGCUUGGAAGUUCCUAUGUCCCGUGCUUUGGCUGGUGCCCAGCCCCGUGCUAGCAAGAUACCGCCACUAGUUAGUGAGCACCAGCGGGUCAUAGUCUUGCAGCACCCUCCGGGGCUCGUGCUGCCCUGUCAGCCAAUGCAACGACUCAGCAAGCCGUGGCCCGUGCCGCCACAAUGUGGUGCCACCUUGGCACACAUCCCGGCAAAAGCUCAGCUGCUCCGGCACGUGCCGAUAGUCCAAGAUGGGGGGAAAGAACUGGUGAAAGUUGAUUCCUGGGAAAUGGCUUGGGGGUUACCCUGGGAGCCCGAGCAGUUCAUGCGGAAAGCGGCCGAAUCAUGUCACCCAAGGUCGAUGGGCUCUGUGCUCCCGGCCCCCUUGAAUGAUACUCUUGAAUCCUUGGACAAGUUGGGAGACGCCGAAGUCUCCGCUUUGAGGGCUAGGGUAAUCAAAGAGUGGUUGCACUUGGCGACUUCGUUGUCAUCCAAUGAAGCGGAGCUGAAGGCCAGCAUGCACCCUGAUGUUCGUGAGAUUACAGCAUCCAAACGCAUCCUUUUGUGGGAAGCUUUGCUUAAGAAAUAUGAUUACCCAGACCUGUGUGUGUCGAGCCUUCUCAAGGAAGGCGUCCCGUUGGUGGGGCAUGCGCCCAUUUCGGGAGUCUUUAAACCCAAGUUCAAGCCCAUGCAAGCCACGCCUAAGCAGGUAAGGGAGGACUCAAAAGUUUUUCGGGAAAAGGUUAAAAAUUCCCUUAAGACCCAGGACCCCGCCUUGGCAGCCGAAGUUUGCACCAAGACUGAGAAGGAGCUAGAAGCAGGAUGGAUCGUUGGUCCCAUGUGCGAGUCCAGCUUGUGCGAUGGGAUCUUGGUUAGCCGUCGGUUUGGAAUCCAGCAAGGUCAGAAGGUCAGGUGCAUUGACAAUUUGACUUCGUCGGGGGUGAACCUCGCAGUGCAGGCAUAUGAGGCUCCGCAACCUCAAUCUACUGAUGUGGUUGCAUCCACGUGUCUUCGACUGCUGAAAUCCAUCAAAAAGAGGGCAGGCAAAGUCUUGUUCAAAAUCUUAGGCAAGGCGUUCGAUCUUACUGCAGCUUACCGGCAGAUGCCAGUCCACCCAGACACGGAUUGGGCAGCGUACAUCUGCUUCGUGCAUCCAGACACGAAUGAGCGGGUAUACUUUAGGAUGAAAGCCAUGCCCUUCGGAUCGUCAAUGGCAGUCUACGCUUUCCUUAGGAUUAGUCAUUCCUUGUGGUUCCUCGGUGCAAAGGCAUUGCUCUUGCCUUGGUCGUCGUUCUUCGACGAUUUCGUCACUUUUGCGACGACAGGGUGCUCUGCGUCGGCAGAGGCGUCAGUGACGGCGAUGUUCAAACUCCUAGGUUGGGCGUUCGCCGAGUCCGGUGAAAAAUCGAAUGACUUUGCUGAGUGUUUCCAGGCGCUUGGUAUCAUGGUUGAUUUGCGUGCAUGCCUUGAUGGCACCAUAAGCUUCAAGAACACUGCAAAGCGGGUUUCCGAGAUCAAGGCGUUUGUGGGCAAAGUGCUUGAGUCAGGUAGGUUGCCGCAUCACGAGGCACUCAGGCUCAGAGGCAGGUGCCAGUUCGCCGACUCGCAAAUCUUCGGCCGUACUGGAAAGAAGUGUUUGGGGUUGGUCACCGCGCAUGCUUACGGCUUUGACGAGGUCAUCAGUCGUGAACUCAGGACCUCUCUCGAGAGGUUCUUGCUUCGUCUCGAGGACGGGGCCCCGCGUCUGAUCAAGAUCCUUGAGGGAGGAUCGUGGCAUGUGUACACAGAUGCUUCGUAUGAACCAGGGGCAGGAAAUAGCUUCUGCGGCCUAGGUGGGGUUUUAGUGGAUCCUAAUGGGUUACCUCGAAAAUUCUUUUCCUUCGUUUUGAGCGAAGCACAGAAAAAUUUUCUUGGGGAGCAGAAUUCUGCCCAGAUCAUAUUCCAGGCGGAGAUGCUAGCAAUGGCUGUGGCGCUAGACGUUUGGUUGGAGGACUUGACGGGGCACACGGCAAUCUUCUUUGUGGAUAAUAACGGUGUGCGUGAUGCAGCUAUCUCUGCAAAUGCCCGAGCAUCAGUCGCUAGGAGACUUCUUGAGUCGUUUCUUCAGAAAGAGCAUAGCUCAGCGAUCAUUCCUUGGUUCGCCAGGGUACCAUCCCCUUCGAACCCGGCGGACGAACCGUCCCGGGUGGAGUGCGACAGCUUGAACUUGUUGGGGGUGCAACUCCUCAGGUCGAAUGUCUCUCGGAGAGUGGACAGCUGCUUGAAGGACGUUCAGGGUCUUAAGUAA
Messenger RNA from Symbiodinium sp. CCMP2592, 7413 nucleotides. The record is from the annotation of a GenBank genome assembly. Lineage: Eukaryota; Dinophyceae; Suessiales; Symbiodiniaceae.